This is a messenger RNA of Cylicocyclus nassatus, 765 nucleotides long. The record is from the annotation of a GenBank genome assembly. NCBI's taxonomy places the organism in Eukaryota, Metazoa, Nematoda, Chromadorea, Rhabditida, Strongylidae.
AUGGUGGUCACGCCCUUUCAGGCCUACAGGAUAGAAACUAAGACUGGUCCACAUGCUGCUUUUCACAAUGCAUACUCAUAUAAGUUACCAAAGCUCGGAGAUAAUGACAUCGACACAGAAGAAGAUAACUGUGCCCUUGAUCCUAUACUGCUGGCUGCGAUCAUAUCCUCAUUUAACGAACUGGAACUAAAAAUUUUUGGACGUAGUUUCCGUAGUGUUAGUUCGAAUGAAAUUGAUGAAAAAAAGGCAGAAGACCAGAUAUUGAUGGAUCAUUGCGAUAUUUACGAUAUUGCCAAACAACUUGCAGAAGAUUACUGCAGUGGGUCCACAGUUGAUUGCGAAAAGGCUUGUGCUAUUAAGACUUGGAAAUCCACGAACAUGCUAGACCUGAGUGAGCACUACAGAACAGUUGUGAAAACGUCGGGUACCAAGCCCUUGGAGGUUUGGAAAGCUGCUGCAUCCGGUUGGAAAGGUGGACAGCUAGAACAAAAACUACUCUUCUCGGCUGCAGCUGGAUGUGGGCAUGCAAUCUGUCAAGAGAAUGUCACUGUUGUUUGUCUUUUGGAACAUGUGAUUAUAUCGAAUUAUUGGAAUUUUGAAAUGGACGACGCAUCCUUAUCUGAUGAAGUGGAUGAGGCCAAGGAACAGCAAGAAGCGGAAAUUGUAAAAGAGCCGAUCAGAGAGGAACCUGAGAGGGAAGAGCUUUUGAUACCAGAAGAAUCUCGCCUGCACUUAAGAGCUCUUGGUUCCUGCUCUGGAACUUGA